AUGAGAGAGAAUGUGGAUGUGGAGGAAAUGAAGACAGUGAAACAAAAGAUUUAUUUUCAAUUAUAUUUAUUUCUAUCUAUCUAUCUAUCUAUCUAUCUAUCUAUCUAUCUAUCUAUCUAUCUAUCUAUCUAUCUCAAUAGGUUCAUUAUCUAUCUAUCUAUCUAUCUAUCUAUCUAUCUAUCUAUCUCAAUAGGUUCAUUAUCUGUCUCAAACUGUUCAUUAUCUCUCUCUCUCUAUUUAUGUAUUUCAGUCUGUUCAUUAUCUAUCUAUCUAUCUAUCUAUCUAUCUAUCUAUCUAUCUAUCUAUCUAUCUAUCUCAAUCGGUUCAUUAUCUAUCUAUCUAUCUAUCUAUCUAUCUAUCUAUCUCAAUAGGUUCAUUAUCUGUCUCAAACUGUUCAUUAUCUAUCUCUAUUUAUGUAUUUUCUAUCUAUUAUCUAUCUAUCUAUCUAUCUAUCUAUCUAUCUAUCUAUCUAUCUAUCUAUCUAUCUAUCUAUCAAUCGGUUCAUUAUUAUCUAUAUAUCUAUCUAUCUAUCUAAAAUCUAUCUAUCUCAAUAGUCUGUGUUCAUUAUAUAUCUAUCUAUAUAUCUAUCUAUCUAUCUAUCUAUCUCAAUCGGUUCAUUAUCUAUCUAAAUCUGUUCAUUAUCUAUCUAUCUAUCUAUCUAUCUAUCUAUCUAUCUAUCUAUCUAUCUACAAUAUCUCAUUCUGUUUCUAUCUAUCUAUCUAUCUAUCUAUCUAUCUAUCUAUCUAUCUAUCUAUCUCAUUCAUUGUUUCUAUCUAUCUAUCUAUCUAUCUCAAUCUGUUCAUUAUCUAUCUAUCUGUUCAUUAUCUAUCUAUCUAUCUAUCUAUCUAUCUAUCUAUCUAUCUAUCUCAAUCGGUUCAUUAUCUCUAUCUAUUUAUCUAUUUCAAUCUGUUCAUUAUCAUCUAUCUAUCUAUCUAUCUAUCUAUCUAUCUAUCUAUCUAUCUAUCUACCCACGGUCUCUUCGGCUUCUUUUGUCUUACUUCCUUCAAGAUCCUUUUCGUCAAGGUUUCCUUUUUAAUAUUUCUUGAUUUGUUUCUUCUUCCACGAGGAGACUUGAAUUAUUACAAGCCACAAGAUGCACUCAAGCUAGAGAGUUACCGAAGGGGUUGUUUUUUUCUUUCUCUCAUAUAUAUUUUAUACCUUUUUCUCCACAUUUUUCUUCUUGGUUUGCUUCUUUCAUUCUUCCCCUCUUUAAAAAUCAUUCAGAAUUCGUUCUAUUAUUUUUUUCAUUCACUCUUAUUUCUUCAAUAUUCUCGUUCUUUUAUUUUUUUCUUUCUCUCUUUUUUUUCUUUCUGUUUGUCCUUUCUUUUCAUUUUUUCUUCGUUCGAUAUUUUCUUUCUUUUUUCUUUCUUUCUUUCUUUUUUCUUUCUUUCUUUGAGUUCUUUUUCUUUCUUUUCGUUUUUUCUUCGUUCAAUACCUUUUCUUUGUUUCUUUCUUCCUUUCUUUCUGGUUUUUUUUUCGUUUUUUCUUCGUUCGAUAUAUUUCUUUCUUUCCUUCUGUUCUUUUUCUUUCUUUUCGAUUUUCCUUUGUUCGAUAUGCUUCUUUUUUUCUUUCUUUCUUUCUUUCUGUUUUUUCUUUCUUUUCGUUUUUUCUUCGUUUGAUGUUUUUCUUUCUUUUCGUUUUUUUCUUCGUUCGAUAUUUUCUUUCUUUCUGUUUUUUCUUUCUUUUCGUUUUUCAUCGUUCGAUAUUUUCUUUCUUUCUUUCUUUCUUUCUUUCUUUCUUUCUUUCUUUCUUUCUUUGAGCUCUUUUUCUUUCCUUUCGUUUUUUCUUCGUUCGAUAUUUUCUUUCUUUCUUUCUGUUCCUUUUCUUUCUUUUCGUUUUUCUUUUGUUCGACAUUAUUCUUUCUUUCUUUCGGUUUUUUUUCUUUUCGUUUUCCUUCGUUCGAUAUGUUUCUUUCUUCCUUUCUUUCUUUCUUUUUCUUUCUUUUCGUUUUUUUCUUUCUUUCUGUUCUUUUUCUUUUUUUUCUGUUCUUUUUCUUUCUUUUCGAUUUUCCUUUCUUCGAUAUGCUUCUUUCUUUUCUUUCUUUCUGUUUUUCUUUCUUUUCGUUUUUCCUUCAUUCGAUAUUUUUCUUUCUUUCUGUUUCUUUCUUUCUUUUCAUGUUUAUUCGUUCAAUAUGUUUGUUUGUUUCAUUCUUUUUUCUGUUUUUUCUUUCUUUUCGUUUUUAUUCGUUCGAUAUGUUUCUUUCUUUCUUUCUUUCUUUCUUUUCGUUUUUCUUUUGUUCUAUAUGCUUCUUUUGUUCUUUCUUUCUUUCUUUUUUUCUUUCUUUCAUCUACAUAG
This is a messenger RNA of Acanthosepion pharaonis, 2295 nucleotides long. Lineage: Eukaryota; Metazoa; Mollusca; Cephalopoda; Sepiida; Sepiidae. The record is from the annotation of a GenBank genome assembly.